AUGGAGCUGCCUCCCCGAGGGCGGGCGCCGCCGGACUCGCCGCUGGACAGCUGCUCCCUGACCUCGCUGGACUCCAGCGUUUUCUGCAGCGAGGGUGAAGGGGAGCCCCUGGCGCUCGGGGACUGCUUCACGGUCAACGUGGGCGGCAGCCGCUUCGUGCUCUCGCAGCAGGCGCUGUCCUGCUUCCCGCACACGCGCCUUGGCAAGCUGGCGGUGGUGGUGGCCUCAUGCCGCCGCCCCGGGGCCCUGACCGCCGUGCCCAGCCCCCUGGAGUUCUGCGAUGAUGCCAACCCCGUGGACAACGAGUACUUCUUCGACCGCAGCUCGCAAGCAUUCCGCUACGUCUUGCACUACUACCGCACCGGCCGCCUGCACGUCAUGGAGCAGCUGUGCGCGCUCUCCUUCCUUCAGGAGAUCCAGUACUGGGGCAUCGACGAGCUGAGCAUCGACUCCUGCUGCAGGGACAGAUACUUCAGAAGAAAGGAGCUGAGUGAAACGUUAGACUUUAAGAAGGACACAGAAGACCAGGAAAGUCAACAUGAGAGUGAACAGGACUUCUCCCAAGGACCUUGUCCCACUGUCCGACAGAAGCUCUGGAACAUCCUGGAGAAACCUGGAUCUUCCACAGCUGCUCGAAUCUUUGGGGUCAUCUCCAUCAUCUUUGUGGUGGUGUCCAUCGUCAACAUGGCCCUGAUGUCAGCUGAAUUAAGCUGGCUGGACCUGCAGCUGCUGGAAAUCCUGGAGUACGUGUGUAUUAGCUGGUUCACCGGGGAGUUUGUCCUGCGCUUCCUGUGCGUGCGGGACAGGUGCCGCUUCCUGAGAAAGGUGCCGAACAUCAUAGACCUCCUAGCCAUCUUGCCCUUCUACAUCACUCUUCUGGUAGAGAGCCUGAGUGGGAGCCAGACGACACAGGAGCUGGAAAAUGUGGGGCGCAUUGUGCAGGUGUUGAGGCUGCUCAGGGCUCUACGCAUGCUAAAGCUGGGCAGACAUUCCACAGGAUUACGCUCCCUCGGGAUGACAAUCACCCAGUGUUACGAAGAAGUCGGCCUACUGCUCCUAUUUCUGUCCGUGGGAAUUUCUAUAUUUUCAACUGUGGAAUAUUUUGCUGAGCAAAGCAUUCCUGACACAACCUUCACAAGUGUCCCUUGUGCAUGGUGGUGGGCCACAACAUCCAUGACCACUGUGGGCUACGGGGACAUUAGACCAGACACCACCACGGGCAAAAUUGUGGCCUUCAUGUGUAUAUUAUCAGGAAUCCUUGUCUUGGCCUUGCCUAUCGCCAUUAUUAACGACCGCUUCUCCGCUUGCUACUUCACCUUAAAGCUGAAGGAAGCAGCCGUCAGACAGCGGGAAGCUCUGAAGAAACUCACCAAGAAUAUAGCCACUGAUUCCUAUAUCAGCGUUAACUUGAGGGAUGUCUAUGCCCGGAGCAUCAUGGAGAUGCUUCGGUUAAAAGGCAGAGAAAGGGCAAGUACUAGGAGCAGUGGGGGCGAUGAUUUCUGGUUUUGA
Enhydra lutris kenyoni (northern sea otter) is the source of this 1509-nucleotide messenger RNA. Its product is annotated as potassium voltage-gated channel modifier subfamily V member 1. NCBI's taxonomy places the organism in Eukaryota, Metazoa, Chordata, Mammalia, Carnivora, Mustelidae. Bases 1 to 1509 code for a protein of 502 amino acids. Gene Ontology annotation, biological process: potassium ion transmembrane transport; protein homooligomerization. The transcript has 3 exons. The record is from RefSeq and is a predicted model, not a curated record. Gene Ontology annotation, cellular component: voltage-gated potassium channel complex; membrane. Gene Ontology annotation, molecular function: protein binding; voltage-gated potassium channel activity.